Messenger RNA from Helianthus annuus (common sunflower), 4126 nucleotides. Its product is annotated as inactive TPR repeat-containing thioredoxin TTL3. The transcript has 11 exons. Gene Ontology annotation, molecular function: protein binding. The record is from RefSeq and is a predicted model, not a curated record. Lineage: Eukaryota; Viridiplantae; Streptophyta; Magnoliopsida; Asterales; Asteraceae. Bases 138 to 3623 code for a protein of 1161 amino acids.
ACAUUCCCUCCUUUCAUUUUCUUCAAACCGGUGCAAGUAUAAACAUCAUUCAUUGCCAAUUUUCAGGUGAAGAAGAAAACCUCAACUCUUCACCACCGUUUCACCUGUUUUCUCACUCAAAUCUUCAAGAUCCUACCAUGUCACCCACACUCAAAGAUUAUCGAUCCCCAUCAUCUUCAUCGCAGCCUUCUUAUUUCCAAAACCCUAACCCUAGCUUUCAAAAAUGUCAUACUGAUUCAGGUAUAUUCAAUACUACUUUCAAUCCUAUCAAUUUCAGUGUUAGUGAACUUGAUUUUGAUUGUUCCAAGGACGCGGCGGCGCCGCCCGCCGCUCGUCCGCCCAGGCGGAAGCUUGUGAAGGUGAAAAAACAUUCAGUCAGUUCAAAACGUGUUGAUAGUAGAGAGAAAACUGUUGAUUUUGUGUUUAAUGGUGGCUCUGUGUGUAAUCGGAGCUUAGGGGAAACUGUGAGUGGUGGUGAUGGUGAGUCUUUGGAUGUUAAUAUGUUGAAAUUUAAUAUGGGAUCUAUUAAUGAUGUUAAAUCGGCUAAAAGGGUCGAUGAAAUGGCGGAUACCGGAAGAGUUAGUGAUAGUGGUGGUGAGAAGUUUGGGAAACCUAAUGGUUUGGAGUUUGUGUUUGGUUCGAGUAUGAACGAUGGUGUAGUGAAGCCGAGUUUGAGCAACGUUGGGCGUGAAAAUGGGUCGGGUGGUGUAGGAUUGCGUGUUGAUGAGAGUGAAUCUAAUGGCUUGACGACUGAGGUGGAUUCCUUUUUGGCUAGUUCGAUAUCAAGCUUGAAUCUUGGAACAGGGGAAGCGGUUGAUGUUGCGAACUUGAUGAAGGAUAGUUCCAAGACACCGGAGAAUAAUGCAUCAGAUGGGAAAAGUUCUGUAAAUCUGGACUUUGUGUUUUCUACUGAUCGUACAGAUGUUCAGACAGAUGUGAAUUAUCAAAAAGAAGAAUCUAAAGAGACGGUUGACAAGCCGGUUUCUGAUGGAACGGGAACAUCAAUUGAAGGGUUGGGAAAGGAAGGAUUCCGGAUGGGUUCUUCGGAGAUAAAUUCUGGUGAUGGUGCUAACGGGAAUGUAGAUAGUGGAACGAUGUUUGGGGACAACAAAGUAUACGGAUCUUUUCAUGUUGGAAAUGAAAAUAUAAAAAGAUCUAGCUGCAAGGGAAGAAGGAAGUUUAAUAAGCAAAUGAACAAUUUGAAGAGCGAAGGAGCUGGAAGCCGUGAGUACUUUAAGAAACAAGACGAUAAUAAAGAUUCUGUUGGUAAUGGUAACUUCAGUUUUAGUUUUGGAAGUUAUACAGGCAAUGCUUCCAGUGAUAUCCCUCAAUCUAAAGUCCCUGAUGAGUCGGUUCCAUCCUCAUCAUCGUUUUCAACCAAUGAAGCUGGAAUAACCAAUAACUUCAGCUUUACUAGUAACAUUGGUGUAUUUGGGACUUCAUUUACGGGCUUUAAUACACCCGAUAUAAAUUUAGCGAGCCCGUUCACAUCAGACAUGUUUUCCGGUUUAGGUAAGAAGUUAGAUUUCAGCAAAACCAAUUCUGUCGGUCAACGAAAAUUAAAAAAGACCAAGACAAAAUUAAGGCAGCAAGUUAGGAACCAUCAGCAGGGUGGUCGUAAUUUAUCCAAAGACGUCCCACAGUCGUUUGAAGAAUCUUCUGGAUGUUCACCGAUGGAUUUCUCUCCUUACGGUGGCACUGAAGGCGUAUCAACUUCGAAUAACCCUGCAACCUCUAAGUUAAAAAAUGAAGAAGCUGUUGAUACUACAGAGAACAUCAGUGCAAACAACUUUUCAUCAUCGCCUGCCACAUCAUUUGUUGAAGCUGAUGCGUCAGCAAGACAGCGGUCUCAUCGAAAGAAAUAUAUCAUAAAAACUGGUCAGGGUGUGAAACAUGCAACUCCAAAAGUAUCCCGUGCGCAUGAAUCUACUAGCGGGAAGCAAACAAAGGAUUCAGAUCAGGAAAUAUGCGACAAAUGGCGAAAAAGGGGAAACCAGGCUUAUAAAAAAGGCGAUUUAUCAGAAGCUGAGGUUUGUUAUUCAAAGGGUAUUAGUUCAAUACAGCAUACCGAGACGUCUGCUUUUUGUAUAGAGCCUCUUCUUUUGUGCUAUAGCAAUCGUGCAGCUGCACGUAUGGCUCUUGGAAGGUUAAGGGAAGGUUUAAAGGACUGUAGAACAGCUGCAGCAUUAGACCCUACCUUUGUUAAGGCCAACGUGAGAUCUGCAAACUGUCAUUUACUUCUUGGAGAGCUAGAGGAUGCAUCAUACAACUAUAGCAAGUGCUUAGAGUCGGAGAACAUUGUUUGUUUGGAUAGAAGACUUGCUAUUGAAGCUGCUGAUGGUCUGCAGAAGGCACAGAAAGUCGCAAGCUAUCUGAAGCAGUCUGCGGAGCUUCUGCAACAGAAAACCUACGAGUCAGCAAUGACUGCAUUGGGAAUUAUUUCUGACGCUUUGUCCUUAAGCUGUUAUUCGGAGAAAUUACUUAAUAUGAAGGGAGAGGCUCUCUGUGUGUUAGGGAAGCAUAAAGACGUAGUUCAGUUGUGCGAGCAAACUCUAGAUGCAGCCGAAAAGAAUUUUGCAACUGAAUCGAAGCUUUGGAGGUGGAAUCUGAUGUCAAAGUCGUACUUUCAUUUGGGUAGGCUUGACAUAGCUCUUGACUUCAUUGAGAAACAUGAGCAGUUGAGACCUACUGCAGACAAGAGUGUGGACCCUACAGAGUCAUUAACUUCUCUGGCUGUUACUAUACGUGAGCUUUUACAUUGCAAGAAUGCAGGAAAUGAAGCCUUUCAGAAUGGUAAGCACACGGAAGCAAUAGAGCAUUAUUCAGCUGCAAUAUCAAAGAGUAUGGAAUCACACUCGUUUGCAGCUGUCUGUUUCUGCAAUCGUGCUGCUGCACACCAAUCUUUGGGUGUAAUUAUUGACGCCAUUGGAGAUUGUAGCGCAGCUAUAGCUCUUGAUGGAACUUACCCAAAGGCACUUUCUAGAAGGUCUACCUUAUGGGAGAUGAUUAGAGACUACAAACAUGCAGCCGAUGAUCUUCAGAGACUCGUAUCUAUUCUUGAAACGCCGUCAGGUGAGAAUUCUAAGAAGUCUAAUGGCAGUGUGAAGGAUCUAAGAAAAGCCCGCCGCCGGCUUUCUUCUAUUGAAGAGAACUCAAAAAAAGAAAGGUCGCUAGAUCUUUACCUCAUUCUGGGAAUAAAACCUUCAGACACUGCAGCGGAAGUUAAGAAGGCGUACAGGAAAGCAGCUCUCAGACAUCAUCCGGACAAGGCUGGUCAGGUGAUUGCAAGAGCUGAAAGCGGAAGUGAUGGGCAAAAAUGGAAAUUAAUUAUGGAAUCAAUUCAAAUAGACGCCGAUAAACUCUUCAAGAUGAUUGGAGAAGCAUAUGCUGUGCUUUCAGAUUCCACCAAGAGGUCAAAGUAUGAUCUGGAAGAGGAAAUGUGGGAUGACAUGAACACACAUGCCUGUAGCAGUAGCAGAAGGGGAUCUGACUUUUACAGUUCUCCGUAUGAGACCAGCAACCGGAGAAAUUCAUACUAUUCAACAAAGACCUACGGUAACUCCCACUAUCACUAUUGGGAGGACUCGAGAAAGAAUUACCAUAGCUCUUACCCUCGUUGGUAAACCGUAAAUCCCUAACAAAAUUAUUUUUUGGUUCUUUAAAAGCGGGAUUAACCGACUCCUGUGGUCUCCAAACAUUAAGAAAUGAUCAUCUUUUUUCUGGUAGUCGAGUUACAUAAGAAAUACGUUUAGGUCCUCGAAUCUUACACACAACCUAUAUAUAUAUACAAAGUGAAAUAGGUACCCAAGCAAGAUGAUAAUUGGAUCCUUCGCCCCAAUUUUUUUAUUGUUAAACCUGAGAACCUGUUACCGGAAAACUCAUUGGACAUGUUCUAGCCAACGGGAUCAGGUAAAACGCAGCUUGCACUGGGUAGGUGGUCUUAACGACUCCACCCUAGUUUGUUGUCCAUUAAAUCUUGUUGCUUGCUACUCGUAUGCUUGGUAUUUUUGUUAUAUAGUUUGUUGAUGAUUCUUGAAACGAUCGAGGUGGUGUACUAAAUGAAUGAUGUGUUUCUUAUUUCCUUAAUGAUCCAAGUUGAACUCAAAAGAAAACUUUCAUUCAACAA